AUGCCAUUGGCAAGCGCCUUAGUAGUUUCCUGCAGGCGAAGCACCAGUCAAUAUUGCACAAGGCUUCAGCAGGCACAGGCAGCCCUGGCGCCAGAGGGAGCGCUGCAGCAGGACAAGGAGGUGGUGCAGCUGUACAGGUCCCCUGGCCUGUCAGCCUCAGCCACCAAGACGCUCAUACGCAAGGUGCAGCAGAAGGUGUCAUCUGACAUCGAGAGCAUUGACACUGAGCUGUGCUUCAAUGUGGCCCUCAAGGAGCCAUUGACAGAGGAUCAGGCUGCCACGCUCACCUGGCUGUUGCGGGAGACCUAUGAGCCGGAGCUGCUCACACCGGACAGCAGGCUGCAGGAGGGGAAUGGCACAGUCUUGGAGGUGGGGCCAAGGAUGAGCUUCCAGUCUGCCUGGUCGACCAAUGCGGUGUCCAUCUGCCGCUCCUGUGGACUGAACGCAGUUUCCCGCCUGGAGGUCUCACGGCGCUACCUGCUGCGCUCGCGCUCAUCCCUCAGCCCCGACACGCUCGCCGCCUUCUCUGCCCUGGUGCAUGACCGCAUGACGGAGCAGGUGUACCUCGAGCCGCUACGGUCCUUCACCACCUCGGUGACCCCGGGGCCCGUUUUCACAAUCCCUGUACUGGAGAAGGGGCGCGCGGCGCUGGAGGCGAUCAAUGAGGAGCUAGGUUUGGCCUUUGAUGAGCAGGACCUGGCCUACUACACACGCAUGUUCCAGGAAGAAAUGAAGCGCGACCCCACCAACGUCGAGCUUUUUGACAUCGCGCAGAGCAAUAGCGAGCACAGCCGGCACUGGUUCUUCGGGGCGCAGCUGGUGCUGGAUGGGCAGGCAGCGCCGGAGACAUUGAUGCAGAUGGUCAAGGCGACGCUGAAGGCCAACCCCAACAACUCCGUCAUCGGCUUCAAGGACAACUCCUCCGCCAUCCGGGGCGGUCCGGUGCAGCCGAUGCUGCCGCUGGCAUGCGGCGCUCCGAGCGCAUUGGCGCCCCAGGAGCGUGACUGGGACCUGCUCCUCACUGCCGAGACCCACAACUUCCCCUGCGCCGUCGCACCCUACCCAGGUGCGGAGACGGGGGCCGGUGGGCGUAUGCGCGACACUCACGCGACGGGGAUUGGCUCAAUCAUGGGCGCUGGCACGGCCGGCUACUGUGUGGGCAAUCUGAACAUAGAGGGAACUCCGCUGCCCGGCGAGGACCUCUCCUUUGAGUACCCCGAGAGCCUGGCAUCUCCCCUGCAGAUUCUAAUAGACGCUAGCAACGGCGCGUCGGACUACGGCAACAAGUUUGGCGAGCCGCUGAUUGCCGGCUACACGCGCACGUUUGGGCUGCGCAUGCCCUCGGGCGAGCGCCGCGAGUGGAUCAAGCCCAUCAUGUUCAGUGCGGGCCUGGGCCAGAUAGACCACUCGCACCUGCACAAGAACGACCCGGAGCUGGGCAUGCUCAUCGUGAAGAUUGGCGGCCCCGCCUACCGCAUCGGCAUGGGCGGCGGCGCGGCUUCCAGCGUUCCCUCCGGCUCCAACCGUGCUGACCUGGACUUCAACGCCGUGCAGAGGGGCGAUGCUGAGAUGGCGCAGAAAUUGUGGCGGGUUGUGCGCGCGUGCGUAGAGAUGGGCGGCCGCAACCCCAUCCAGCAGAUUCACGACCAGGGCGCCGGCGGCAACUGCAACGUGGUGAAGGAGAUCAUCUACCCGCUGGGCGCGACGAUCGACGUGCGCUCGAUAGCGCUGGGCGACGACACGAUGAGCGUGCUGGAGAUCUGGGGCGCCGAGUACCAGGAGAACGACUGCCUGCUCAUCAAGCCGGGCGACCGUGGCCUUCUUGAAGCAGUGGCAGCGCGCGAACGCUGUAUCCUGCAGAUUAUCGGCAGCAUCAGUGGCAGCGGCCGAAUCACACUGGUGGACAAGCAUGCGCCGCCAGACUCACCCACCCCUGUUGACUUGGAUCUGGAAAAGGUGUUGGGAGACAUGCCUCAGAAGACAUUUGAGUUCACCCGGCGGGCGGAGGCGACCCACCCGCUGGAUCUACCCAGCACGGCGACGCCUGAACAGGCGCUUGAUCGCGUUCUGCGCCUGCCGGCCGUCGCUUCCAAGCGCUUCCUCACCACCAAAGUCGAUCGCUGCGUCACAGGGCUGGUGGCGCAGCAGCAGUGCUGCGGACCGCUGCAGCUGCCGGUGGCAGACGUGGCGGUGAUGGCGCAGAGCCACCAGGGGCUUACAGGGGCCGCCACGUCCAUUGGAGAGCAGCCGCUCAAAGGCCUAAUCGACCCGGCUGCAAUGGCGCGCAUGGCACUCGGAGAAGCCGUGACUAACCUCAUCUGGGCCGCCGCCACCGGCCUCGCCGAUGUCAAGGCCUCCGUCAACUGGAUGUAUGCGGCCAAGAUGGAGCACGAGGGCGCGGCAAUGUACGACGCGGCCGCGGCGCUGCGCGAUGCCAUGAUCGAGCUUGGCCUUGCCUGCGACGGCGGCAAGGACUCCCUCUCUAUGGCUGCCGGCGCUGGGGGCGAGGUGGUAAAGGCGCCAGGGAAUCUGGUGAUCAGCGCGUACGUGGCCUGCCCAGACAUAACGCUGACGGUGACGCCUGACCUGAAGCUGCCGGGAAGCGGCCGGCUGCUUUGGGUGGACCUCUCCGGCGGCCGCAAGCGCCUGGGUGGAUCCGCCCUCGCUCAUGCAUACAGCCAGAUUGGCGACGAGGUGCCGGACGUGGCGCCGGCGGCGCUGAAGGGCGCGUGGGAGGCCACGCAGGAGCUGCUGCGCCAGCGGAAGAUCAGCGCCGGGCAUGACAUCAGCGACGGCGGUAUUGCCGUCGCGCUGCUGGAAAUGGGCUUCUCCGGCAAUGUCGGCCUCACGGUGGACCUGCCAAAGCCGGAGCAGGACAGCACAGGCGCGUUGGGAGCGCUGUUUGCAGAGGAGCUGGGCUUAGUGCUGGAGGUAGCUCCCGAGGACGAGGAGGCCGUGCAGGCGGCGUACGCGGCGCGCGGAUUGUCGGCCGUUGCCGUAGGGUCGGUGGCCGCCGACCGCGCCGUGUCGAUCAGCGUCGGGGGAGAGCCCAGCAUCUCCGGUGACGUGGCGGCGCUGCGGGACGUGUGGGAGGCGACAGGGUUCCGGCUGGAGAGGGAACAGGCGGCGGAGGAGACCGUGGAAGCCGAGCGCAGAGGACUCGCGGCGCGGGAGGCGCCUGCAUGGACGCUGCCCUACACGCCCACCUGGACGCCCGAAGAGGCCCUCAGCGCAGCCGACAAGCCACGCGUCGCCAUCCUCAGGGAGGAGGGGAGCAACGGGGAUCGCGAGAUGGCGGCGGCGGUGCACGCGGCAGGCAUGGAGCCGUGGGAUAUAACAAUGAGCGACCUGCUGGCCGGCCGCGCAUCUCUCGACAGCUUUGCCGGCAUUGUAUUUGUGGGUGGCUUCAGCUACGCGGACGUCCUAGACUCGGCCAAGGGAUGGGCCGGCACCAUCCGCCGCAACAGCCGCCUCUGGGCCCAGUUCCAAGCCUUCUACGACAGGCCGGACUCGUUCAGCCUGGGUGUGUGCAACGGGUGCCAGCUGAUGGCGCUGCUGGGGUGGAUCCCGGGGGGUGACCUGCCCGACACCCGCCAGCCGCGCUUUGUGCACAACGCCAGCGGCCGCUUUGAGUGCCGCUGGGCCACCGUGCGGAUCGAGCCAUCCCCCUCCAUCCUCCUCAAGGGCAUGGAGGGGUCCGUAGUGGGCAUCUGGUGCGCGCAUGGGGAGGGGCAGGCCAAAUUCCCAGACGACGCCGUGCGCGCCAGCGUGCUGCAGCAGGGGCUGGCCCCCAUCAGGUAUUGUGACGCGUCAGGGGCAACCACGGAGGCCUACCCUUUCAACCCCAACGGUUCACCCGACGGCAUUGCCGCGCUGACAUCACCGGACGGCCGCCACCUGGCGCUCAUGCCGCACCCGGAGCGCUGCUUCCUCACGUGGCAAAACCCCUGGUACCCCAAGGAUGUUGGCCUGCAGCCAGACGGGCCCAGCCCUUGGCUGAAACUCUUCCAGAAUGCUCGCGAAUGGUGCACAACAGCCAGGAAAUGA
Molecule: messenger RNA, 4047 nt
Organism: Coccomyxa subellipsoidea C-169
Lineage: Eukaryota; Viridiplantae; Chlorophyta; Trebouxiophyceae; Coccomyxaceae
Product: AIR synthase-related protein
Exons: 27
Coding region: 1-4047 (1348 amino acids)
Biological process (GO): 'de novo' IMP biosynthetic process
Molecular function (GO): phosphoribosylformylglycinamidine synthase activity
Source: RefSeq, a predicted model, not a curated record